AUGGAGAACUCCAAGCACCUUCUUCCCCGUGCAAUGGACAUCGCUCAGAUGAUGGUCCGCUGCAUCGUCCUGCUCAACAUCGUCCACGCCUACAGCACUUUCUCCAACGUCGAAGAGUUCUUCACCCUGUACAAGGACUGGCUCAAGAUCUUCGCCACUGCCUCCCAAUUCCUCAUCGACCAGGCUGGACUGACCGUUUUGAACGAAUGCAUUGAUUUGAUCUGGACUAACGUUGACUCUCUGCAUGCCUACCUCACUGACCUCACCCACAACCCUGGUUCCAGCGCCCGCAACGCCCGAGUGAUUAUUGCUCGGAUGGACAGUGGCAUUCUUCUUAGCAUGAGGCGCCUCGCUGAUCUGACUGGUCCGGACGGAGACAUCUGGAAGCUUUAUUGGAGGCGUUCCUACAAUCAAGGAUCGAAUGUGCUCUUCGCGGGCGAUGGUUACCAGCACUCUCCGCUUGACGCCAUGGCUCGCUUCCAAGGUGCUAUGCCUGCGCUUGCAUUCAAAGUUAACCUGGCUCGUGACGCUGCUGAAGCAGCUGAUGACAAGCCGGGCAAUGACUCUACGAAUAGCGACACUAUUCUCAUUGACUCGGACAUUGAUGAAGACACUCCUAACACUUCGGUGGAGAUUACUGAUCACACCAUGUCCGACGACAAAGAUGAGAACACUCCUGUCACCAUCAAGGCUGAGUUCGAAGAGGACACUCCUAACACUUCGGUGGAAAUCACUGAUGACCCCAUGUCCGACGAUAACGAUGAGAGCACUCCUGUCACAAUUAAGGUUGAGUUCGACGAGGACACUCCUAACACUCCGGUGGAAAUCACUGAUGACCCCAUGUCCGACGACAAAAAUGAGAACACUCCUGUCAGAAUCAAGUCGGAGUUUGAACGCGACGAACCUGCCCCUUCUCCCUCGUCGACCUCCUCGCAUACUGCAGAGGAAGCCGACGAUGAGUUGUCCGACUACGCCUCGGACUACAACCCACCCGCACCCGCCCGCACAAGUGCCCUAGAUGAGUUCAUUCGAGGUCUUGGUCCGAGAAUCCCCACCACUCGCUGGGUGGCCGCGGAACACAACAACCAGCAAGUCGCCGAUCCAGGUUUCGAUGCAAUGUCGGACCGAAGCAAAGACUCGGAUGGUGACUCAUGGAUCGCCCACAUGGAAACUGUUCAUAUCCGCGAAGGCAACAGACUGAUCUACGGCGAUAUGGCGGAUUCGUCUUCUGUAGCACGGAACAACCAUCCUGCUACCCAGACUGGCGUUGAUGGAACCUCCGCCCACAUCAACGAAGCAAACCAUGACUUCGUGAUCUAUUCCAACGCGUCCGAUGAUGGAGUGAACUUUGAUCCUCCCCUCUCCUCCCCUCAACCUUCCCCUCAACCGCACGGACAGAAGCGUGAACUCCAACACUUCCUGGAUCAGUUUAAUACUGUGGACGAUCGCAACGUGGCCGCCAAGCACCGAGCCAACACUUCUCCGCAUGGAACCCCAGACCCAGACUCCACUGCCGCAGCUGUCGGCUCGGCCCGCCUGCGUCGCUCUUCUUGGCCUCAGCCUCGCCGCACUCCAUACCAGGCUGCCCUUUUCCGACGGGCCUUUUCCCGCCGUCGCUCGGUGUCUCCUACAUCGGACCAGCCUCUCGCCACUAUUGAUCUUCCUACUCUUGAUCUUACGGCGGCGCCUCAAGUCAGCACCCCCUCGCCCACCUUACAGACGUUUGACUUUAGUGCCACUUCUUCCUCGGUAACCGUUGGCCGCUCCACGUUGCCUGAACUGCAUUUGGGAGAUUGGCUGAAAGAGUCCGCUUAUGAGCCAUCUACAGCCCCUGGUUCGCCCACAUCGCAGUUAGCUGGACAAAUCGACCGAUCUGAUGAGUCUGUGUCAAGCUCUCACUUUGGUCCGAUCUCGGCGACUCCAGAGCGCAAUGGCAGCGGCUCAGGAGAUGUCGCAUCUGACAGCUUCGGUCAGGUUUUGACAUCGCUUGGUCUUGAUGGUUCUCCUCCGCGUGACUCUUCCUCUUCUCCCCUUCCAAAUUUGAACCGGCCUCUCUGGCGCGGGUGCGAUCCUGUCUUUCUCAGGUUCGAGAGUCCAGAGCAUCGCUCUCCUUCUCCACCUCCAAACGUGAGCCGGCCUCUCUCGCGCGGGUACGAUCCUGUCUUUCCCACUUUCGGGACCCCAGAGCCCAAUUCCAAUGGAGGAGGCAUCACUCUACGCGAUGUGGACCUCGCACUCUUUCACCGAUCCGGUGCGCCGGAACCUGAAUCCUCGCGGGCAGUUGAAGGAAAUGUUGUCUCCGACGUUGACCGCAUUCUCGGCGAAGUUGCGGAUAACUUACAAGCGAUAAAGGAUCGCAAUGAUGAGUCUGAAUCCACGCAGACAAUUGAAGCAUAUGUAUCCGACAUUCAGCGUAUUCUCAAUGAACUUGCGGAUAAUUUGCAAGCGCUGAAGGAUCGUGACCAGGAGGAUGGAUAUGUUGUCCACGAUGCUGAGAGUUUUCUCGAUGCAGUUGAGGUUACCCAACGAGUAAUCAAAAAUCGCGAUGCGGUUGAAUUUGCCUCCUCUGAGUCAAAUGUUGGACCUCUCUCCGGAGAUGAAGAGCACGCUGGCCACAAGAGCGCUCUAUGCACCGAGCUUUGGGUCGCCGUACAAACGGCUUACACAAACGGGCCAAACAACCAGGACCCCGUUCUUCAUCAACGUAUCGAAGAACUCUCGCGAGCCAUUGAGCAGCAAGAGAAUGGCCGAGCCACCAGACCGGAUACGACUUCUGCGGACGAUACAAACCCUAGAGUGACCUCAUCUCGUUCUUCUUCUUCUACAUCAUCCUCGGACAACGAUUCCGACAAGGAGAAUAAUGCGCCUGUCGCAGCGCCUUUUUCGCCCUUGUUUGUCCCUGAUGGUGACGAGACCAUCUCUCUGCCUUCUACUUCGUCAGCAGCUGCGGACUCAAACAAUGAGAACAACGCGCCUGUCGCGGUAUCUUCAUCACUCUCGCCAGCAUUGGAUAGCGCUCAACCGAACAUCUCACCGGCCGCAAAGCCUUGUCUCCGUCCCACCCGCCCCGUUAAACGUCCGCUCCAGGAUAUCUGGGACGACGAGUCCGACGCGGACUCAGACUCGGAUAGCAACCAGGGCCGAAACGUGACACCCAACCUCUCCCGCAACCGUUCCCCGCGCGGCUCCAUCAAUGCCGGACAUGCGGGUUUAGCGCGUCCUCUUUCAGAAAUACGCCGUGAUUCGUCUUCCUCUCCCAAGCGCACACUUGGAGACGCUUUUGGCUCUGAGGAGCUGGAAGGACAAGGACGAAACGUUUCCCCAAAGAACUUUGAGGACCGUUCACCCCGCGGCACUGAUAAUUCGGGACACGUUUUGUUCAGCCCAGGUGCUCGUCCCGCUGGCGAAUCCGAUUUCCCGCUGCCUGAGCACACCGAGGAAUUCCGCGCUUCGCCUAUCCGACGAACUUUCCGUGCCGAAGCAGUGGAAAUCCAGAAUGAAUACACAGCGGCCGUUCGAAACCGCGAGUUUCCAGAUGAUGCGCUUGAGCGUGCAUUUGUACUGGGGUAUUAUCAGAUGAGGCAAGGAUGCCCUCCUCCCGGUAACGUCUUCAGGUUUCAGGAGCUCCAGGACGAGUUUGACAAGGGCCUUCGUGAUACUUACAACGCUUCCCCGUCGAUGCCGGAUUAUGAAGUUGAUCCUUGGUAUGAGAAUGUCGGACCGGAGAUUGGAGCCCAGAUUGGAGCUGAGGGACGGUCCGGUUUGACUUCCGACGACGCAAUCACCGUCUCAUCCGACGGCGAGUCCUCGGGCAGCGCUCCCUCCGAGAACGGUUCUGCCACUGGGGCUGAUCAUGGAUCUGAAGAUGGGUCUAGGUUCGUCAUCUAUGAGGAUGCGAGCCGAUCUAGUACCCCGGCAAAUGAUGCCGGGCCUACUUCCCCUACUUAUUCUCCUCCUCGCGCCCCUCUAAAUCUCUGGCCGGCCUCUCCACCCCUGGCGGCAGAAGAUACGCAGGAGCCCAGCUACGAGGACUCCGAGCACACCGCUCCAUCUGGGACCGUCGGUGCCCAUCGACAGACAGAGAGUCCCUCCCAUCCCCUCGCCUCGAACCCACAACCCCCCGCUCACGGACUCCCUGACAUCUUCAGCGGCUUUUUGGACACUAGCAUCUUCAGCGGCUUUGUGGUUCAAGUCCAAGACUCCGAUUUCGCCUUUGGCUCUUUUGGCCCUGAAGCCCCCGCCGACCCGCGUCUCUACUAG
Molecule: messenger RNA, 4260 nt
Organism: Aspergillus mulundensis
Lineage: Eukaryota; Fungi; Ascomycota; Eurotiomycetes; Eurotiales; Aspergillaceae
Exons: 9
Coding region: 1-4260 (1419 amino acids)
Source: RefSeq, a predicted model, not a curated record